AUGCCCGCUCCAGAUUAUGCUCUUACCGAUUUGAUUGAAUCGGAUCCUCGUUUUGAAAGCUUGAAAACAAGGUUAGCUGGUUACACCAAGGGCUCUGAUGAAUACAUUGAGGAGCUAUACUCCCAAUUACCAUUGACUAGCUACCCAAGGUAUAAAACCUUUUUGAAGAAACAAGCGGUUGCGAUUUCAAAUUCGGAUAAUGAGUCUGGCUUUAGCCCAAUUUACAGGAGUUCCCUUUCCUCUGAAAAUCUGAUCAGCUGUGUUGAUAAAAAUUUAAGGACCGCGUACGACCACUUCAUGUUUUCUGCUAGGAGGUGGCCUCAACGUGACUGCUUAGGUUCAAGGCCAAUUGAUAAAGCUACAGGUACCUGGGAGGAAACAUACCGUUUUGAGCCGUAUUCCACAGUAUCUAAAAGAUGUCAUAAUAUCGGAAGUGGUAUAUUGUCCUUGGUAAACACGAAAAGGAAACGCCCUUUGGAAGCCAAUGACUUUGUUGUUGCUAUCCUGUCACACAACAAUCCUGAAUGGAUCCUGACAGAUUUGGCCUGUCAAGCGUAUUCUCUAACCAAUACGGCUUUGUACGAAACGCUAGGUCCAAAAACCUCCGAGUACAUUUUAAAUUUAACCGAAGCCCCCAUUCUUAUUUUUGCGAAAUCCAAUAUGUAUCAUGUUUUGAAGAUGCUACCUGAUAUGAAAUUUGUCAAUACUCUAGUUUGUAUGGACGAACUAACUAAUACUGAGCUUAAUGUGCUAAACGAAUCACUGCUACCCAUCAAGUGUAACUCUUUAAAUGAAAGAAUCACUUUUUUUUCACUGGAGCAAGUAGAGCAAGUUGGUCGCUUUAAUGAAAUUCCUGCAAUUCCGCCUACACCAGAUUCCUUGUAUACUAUUUCGUUUACUUCUGGUACCACGGGUUUACCUAAAGGUGUAGAAAUGUCUCACAGAAAUAUUGCGUCUGGGAUAGCAUUUGCUUUUUCCACUUUUAGAGUACCGCCAGAUGAAAGAAACCAACAAUUGCAUGAUAUGUGUUUUCUGCCAUUGGCUCAUAUUUUUGAAAGAAUGGUUAUUGCCUAUGAUCUAGCCAUCGGGUUUGGGAUAGGCUUUUUGCAUAGACCGGACCCAACUGUAUUGGUGGAGGAUUUGAAGAUCUUGAAACCUUAUGCAAUUGCUUUGGUUCCUAGAAUAUUGACACGGUUCGAAGCAGGUAUAAAGAAUGCUUUGGAUAAAUCUGCUGUACAGAGAAAUGUGGCAAAUACUAUAUUGGAUUCCAAGUCAGCCAGAUUUACUGCGAAAGGUGGUCCAGAUAAAUCGAUUAUGAACUUUCUAGUUUACCAUCGCGUACUGAUUGAUAAAAUUAGAGACUCUUUAGGUUUGUCCAAUAACUCAUUUAUAAUUACCGGAUCUGCCCCCAUAUCUAAGGACACGUUGCUUUUUUUAAGGAGUGCCUUGGAUAUUGGUAUAAGGCAAGGCUACGGCUUAACCGAAACUUUUGCUGGUGUCUGUUUGAGCGAACCAUUUGAAAAAGAUGUUGGAUCAUGUGGUGCCAUAGGUAUUUCCGCAGAAUGUAGAUUGAAGUCUGUCCCAGAAAUGGGUUACCAUGCCGACAAGGAUUUAAGAGGUGAGCUACAGGUUCGUGGUCCACAGGUUUUUGAAAGGUAUUUCAAAAAUGCAGAUGAAACUUCAAAAGCUAUUGAUCAAGAUGGUUGGUUUUCUACCGGAGAUGUUGCAUUUAUCGACGGGAAAGGCCGUAUCAACGUCAUUGAUCGAGUCAAGAACUUUUUCAAGUUAGCACACGGCGAAUACAUUGCUCCAGAGAAAAUUGAAAACAUUUAUUUAUCAUCAUGUCCUUAUAUCACGCAAAUAUUUGUUUUUGGGGAUCCUUUAAAGACAUUUUUAGUUGGGAUUGUUGGUGUUGAUGUUGAUGCGGCCCAACCAAUUUUGGCUACAAAGCACCCAGAGGUGAAAACAUGGACUAAGGAAGUGCUAGUAGAAAACCUAAACCGUAAUACAAAGCUAAAGAAGGAAUUUUUAAACAAAAUCAAUAAAUGCAUCGAUGGGCUACAAGGAUUUGAAAAAUUGCACAACAUCAAAGUUGGACUUGACCCUUUAACUCUCGAGGACGAUGUUGUUACGCCAACUUUUAAAAUAAAGCGUGCUAAAGCCUCAAAAUUUUUCAAAGUUACAUUAGACCAGCUAUAUGACGAAGGCUCAUUAAUCAAGGCAGAAAAACUUUAG
Messenger RNA from Saccharomyces paradoxus, 2235 nucleotides. It is a transcript of the gene FAA2, whose product is annotated as medium-chain fatty acid-CoA ligase FAA2. Gene Ontology annotation, cellular component: endoplasmic reticulum; membrane. The record is from RefSeq and is a predicted model, not a curated record. Gene Ontology annotation, molecular function: long-chain fatty acid-CoA ligase activity. Lineage: Eukaryota; Fungi; Ascomycota; Saccharomycetes; Saccharomycetales; Saccharomycetaceae. The transcript has a single exon. Gene Ontology annotation, biological process: long-chain fatty acid metabolic process. The coding region runs from base 1 to 2235 and encodes 744 amino acids.